Molecule: messenger RNA, 889 nt
Organism: Spizellomyces punctatus DAOM BR117
Lineage: Eukaryota; Fungi; Chytridiomycota; Chytridiomycetes; Spizellomycetales; Spizellomycetaceae
Exons: 3
Coding region: 1-783 (260 amino acids)
Biological process (GO): protein import into nucleus
Cellular component (GO): nucleus
Source: RefSeq, a predicted model, not a curated record
AUGGCACAUACACAAGUAUCUCGUAGAACUCAAGUAAAAAAACCUCACAGUCCAUGUGCUUUCUCUACUAGGCCUUCAGUUCCAGGUUCUGCCGAAACUCAAUCGUUGCUGAAUAAUCCGGUAUGGCGCGAUCGCUUCAAGCUUCAGUGCAUCGCCCGAAUAAAAGAAUCUCGGGACGCUGAAGUUCGGAGGAGGAGGUUUGCUGGACAUAGCGGUCCUUCGGAGAGGAGAGGAGAACCCCAAUGGAGGGGUGAAGAGAUUGCUCCUGUGGGACAAGUGUCGACCCGUUCCUUCGCCGAAGGCCAUUGUCUGGAAUAUCAUAUGGAAGCAAGUAUAGAGAGUAGAAUUCCAUUUGAGCAUGAGGAGGGCACAAUACGCGAACUGUCAACACCAGCAACCGACGAACCAUCCUCCUCUUUAUGGAACGAUGAACUGGUAGCCGCAUAUAACAGCUCAUUGGUGCAUGGGAUCAACCCCGAUGAAAUGAUGACGGAAUCUGAAUUGCCAACCGGGGUGGCCUAUGUCACGAGUCAGGCGCAGUGCAUUGUGUGUCAGCGAGCUUCGUUGAUUUUGGAAUCCAAUGCGAUAACAUGUCCUUCGUGUGGUCUGCGGAUAGACUGUCGCCCAGACACCGCUUCGAUUGAUAAUUUCAUUGCUCACGUUAGACAGCUAUGCAUCAAUCAUGAGCAGACAUGCGCUGGUCAUCCACUAUUCACCUAUGAUACUGAAACCGGACUUCUCAUUCUUUGUAGUAUUUGUGAUGCAUAUGAAACUGUCGGUUGAUGGAAGUGAUUGAUUAGAAUUUAUGUAUAUAGUGCAUGAGUAAAAUAGAUAGCCCGUAGAUGCUGGCACACAUUAAAUAUAGGAGAUGCAGGAAUGCCGCAGACGU